This is a messenger RNA of Didymella exigua CBS 183.55, 1257 nucleotides long. RefSeq names its product inosine monophosphate dehydrogenase. The coding region runs from base 94 to 1167 and encodes 357 amino acids. Gene Ontology annotation, molecular function: nitronate monooxygenase activity. The record is from RefSeq and is a predicted model, not a curated record. Lineage: Eukaryota; Fungi; Ascomycota; Dothideomycetes; Pleosporales; Didymellaceae. The transcript is spliced from 3 exons.
GUGGAGCCUCCAACUCCUAAUAAAGUCGUCACCGCCCUCAGACGCGAUUCUUCAGCUUAGAUUUCUUGUCAUCGCCGAGAUCCAUAGAAUACCAUGCCGUUCAAUACAGAGCUUACACGUGCCCUUGGUAUCAGGAUACCCGUUGUCCAAGGUGGCAUGCAAUGGGUAGGCUACGCCGAGUUGGCCUCCGCCGUCUCCAACGCCGGCGGUCUAGGAAUCCUCACGGCCCUCACACAACCCACCCCUGAAGACCUCCGCAAAGAGAUCCGCCGCUGCCGCACCAUGACCAAGUACCCAUUCGGCGUAAACCUCACCCUCCUCCCCGCCAUGGUGCCCCCCGACUACGCCGCCUACGCGCGUGUCAUCAUCGAAGAGAAGGUGAAGAUAGUAGAGACAGCCGGCAACUCGCCCGGCCCCGUAAUCAAGCAGCUGAAAGCCGCCGGGACCACGAUCCUGCACAAGUGCACCACAAUCCGACACGCACAGUCGGCUGUAAAGCUCGGCGUCGACUUCCUCAGCAUCGACGGCUUCGAAUGCGCCGGUCACGUCGGCGAGACAGACAUCACGAACUUCAUCUUGCUGUCGCGAGCGCGCCAGAGCCUAGGCGUGCCAUUCAUCGCAUCAGGUGGAUUCGCAGAUGGUCAGGGCCUCGCUGCAGCGCUGGCGCUGGGCGCAUGCGGGAUCAACAUGGGAACGCGCUUCAUGUGCACUGUCGAAGCACCGAUCCACGACAACAUCAAGAAAGCGAUUGUGGACGCGCAGGAAACGGAUACUGCGCUCGUUCUGCGGCGCUGGAAGAACACAUCAAGGCUGUUUGCGAAUAAGGUCGCGCUGCAGGCUGUGGACAUCGAGAAGACGUCGCCCACGGGGAAGUUUGAAGAGGUCGCCGAGUAUGUGAGUGGGAAGCGGGGACGCCAGGUUUUCUUGAAUGGCGAUCCGGAUUUUGGCGUUUGGACUGCCGGACAGGUCAUUGGGUUGAUUCAUGAUAUUCCGACCAACGAGGAAUUGCUGAAGCGCAUUGAGAGGGACGCGAUCGAGACCAUGAGGCAGAAUCAGACGCUCUACGUUGAGGAGGGGCAGGAGGGUGUUGCACCUAAUGCGAGUAUUGGGAAGAAAGAUAACAAUCCUGGCGCGGAGAUUUGGGGCAUUGGGAAGAGUAAGCUGUGAGCGAGUAAGGCGAGCUCAGUGUGAAUGGUAGACUACGAAGACACGAAAAUCAAUGCAUUCAGUGAAUGACAUUCAGACGCUCUUAAGCGC